AUGGCCAAGGGGGCGACCAAGGCUGGGGCGAUCCUGGUCAAGCUCGUGAGCACCGCCGCGACGGGGUACUUUUACGUGAAGCGGAAGAACCCGAAGCGCAUGCCGAGAAAGUUGGAGUUCAUCAAGUACGACCCGAGGGUGAUGCGACACGUGUUGUUCACGGAGACGAAGAUCAACAAGUAG
This is a messenger RNA of Ostreococcus tauri, 183 nucleotides long. RefSeq names its product Ribosomal protein L33, conserved site. Gene Ontology annotation, molecular function: structural constituent of ribosome. Lineage: Eukaryota; Viridiplantae; Chlorophyta; Mamiellophyceae; Mamiellales; Bathycoccaceae. The transcript has 2 exons. Gene Ontology annotation, biological process: translation. Bases 1 to 183 code for a protein of 60 amino acids. Gene Ontology annotation, cellular component: large ribosomal subunit; ribosome. The record is from RefSeq and is a predicted model, not a curated record.